AUGACUUCUAAAAUAUCUUUAGUCGUAUUUGGUUUAUUAUUAGUAACCAUAGCCAUUGUUGUUCAAUCUACACCUGUUGAACCCAUUAAAAAACUUCUUCAAUUGUCCAAGAGGGCUGUACAAGAAUCUAUUGAUGAAACGGAACCAUCAAUAGCUUCGACUAGUUCUACAACAACCGUUUCUUCUCAAUCAUCGAACAUACCUAUAAUACAACAUAAAAUCAAUGAUAUUAAGAAAAAACGUAAUAUUUAUAAUUAUGAUCAAUUCGAUGAUAAUCUUGUAGAUGAUGACAAUGAUUUUGAAAAUAUAUUAUAUCCAAAAAUUAAAGAAAAUCCAAUCGAAAUUUAUGAUAAAACAGAUAAAUCAGUUAAUACAGAUAAUACAAAUGUAUUUACUGAUACUAUAAUGGAUCCAACUGAAUUUACAAAUCUUGCACGAAAACGUCGUAGUAUUAAAUUAAAUCCAGGAUCUAAACAAAGACAAAAACGAGCUUUAUCAUUAUACAAUUUUUAUAAUAAUGAUCCGUUAUAUGAACCAUUAAUUGAACGUCAACAAUUUAUCCGUCCAAGCCGAGCUUUUAUUUCACCCUUUUGGUACCCAUCUACAUAUGAACGAAAUAUUCGUUCACUUCGUGAACCAGUUGUUUAUGAAUUACCUGAAUGGAAUAAAAUCUAUGCGGAUACUAUUGAAAACGAUGAUGAUCAAAUUCCAUUUCCUACGAAUGAUGAUGAUGAUGAUGAUGAUGAUGAUAUUGGAUAUGGAUAUGAAUAUGAAUAUAAUCGUUAUCCAUUUUUCUCAGAAUCAUCUAAUAUUCCAUACGAUAAUUUACAAUUACAACAAGAAUAUAAUGAUGACAAUUUACCAAUAUAUGAAGAUGAUGAUGAUCAAGCUGAUGAAGAUUUUCUAACGCCUUAUGGACCAAUGGAAAGUUAUUUUAAAUAA
This is a messenger RNA of Rotaria sordida, 942 nucleotides long. The record is from the annotation of a GenBank genome assembly. NCBI's taxonomy places the organism in Eukaryota, Metazoa, Rotifera, Eurotatoria, Philodinida, Philodinidae.